Messenger RNA from Rhinichthys klamathensis goyatoka, 2145 nucleotides. It is a transcript of the gene fam234a, whose product is annotated as family with sequence similarity 234 member A. The record is from RefSeq and is a predicted model, not a curated record. NCBI's taxonomy places the organism in Eukaryota, Metazoa, Chordata, Actinopteri, Cypriniformes, Leuciscidae. The transcript is spliced from 12 exons. Bases 109 to 1749 code for a protein of 546 amino acids.
UCCCAGCCGCGUUGCCGUACGCGGAAAUGUCGUUGCCAAACCAAAGCUCACAUAGAAGAGAAGCGAUAACUGUCAUUCAGCAGUGGUGAGCAGAUCUGCUGGUGUGAGAUGGCAGAUGCAUCAGCUCGUGGUUUUGAAGCGGAGCCUCUGAAGGGUGGAGAGACAGAAGGGAGCGUGUCUAAGGAGAAAGGCUGCGCAGGAAAGCUGGGAUUCUCCCGUCUGACAGGCUGGCGCACAGCAGCGUUCCUCCUCUCUCUCUUCGUGUGCCUGAUGGUGGUCUUCGCCUUUUCAUUCAUCCUUCCCUGCCCCGUACGACCGCAAUACCUGCCCACCUGGAACCACACGCUCCCUGCCGCAGCCACAUAUAAUUUCCUGGCGGUUGAGGACGCCAAUGGAGACAAAGUCUUGGAUGUGUUCUUCGUGUACAAGGAUGCUGAUGAGAGCCGCAACACAUGUUUGAGUCGAAAUUUAUCAAUCCCCUGUAUGGUUUUAACGGCUGUUGAUGGCACCGAUGGGAAGACGCUUUGGAAAAGACCUUUAGCUGCUGAGUUUGAUUGGGUGGAGUGUGGCGUAAAGGGGCUCGGAAGAAAAGGGUCAGGAUGUCUGGUUGCUCACGCAGACACACUCACGGCGAUCGACAAAAACUCCGGUGAGAUAAUGUGGCAGCAGUCGCGCUCUACUAUGAUGGAUGGAAAUCUCCCGCUGAUCAGCGCUAUGGAUCUGAAUGCUGACGGAGCAGAGGACUUUGCUGUGCUUUCAUAUAAUCCUGAAGCAUCAUCAUUCACACCCAUACCGAAGCUGGUGUUUUUCUCAGGGAGGUCAGGUGAUCAGAUCGGCUCACGGGUGGAUGUCGAUGUGAAUGGGGUUAUUGGUCAUCUACCGUUCAAAACGGCCAGCGGCGCUCCAUACCUGCUGUUACUUAAUGACUCAGGGCUCUAUGCGGUGUGUGUGCAACAUCUGGCAGCUCGGGCUGGUCUGAAGCCUGCGCUGAAGAAAGAGAAAAGCUGGGAGGAAAGAUCAGAUGGUCAAACUGGAUUGAUCUCACUCUAUCAGUCUGAUUCCCUGAAGCGUGUGUCGGUUGUUCAUGACAGUGGUUCUCCAUCACUGCUGGUCCAAACGGACUCCAGCGUGUCACUGCUGCUCACAGACAAACUGAAGAUCGCAUGGACCACCAACACCAGCGCUCUGCUCAGUGUGCCUACAUUUGGGCAAUUCGACAAAGAUGGAAUUCCAGAUAUAAUGAUAGAGGAAGACAUUGGCAAUGACACCAAAAGAGUGCUGGUUCUCAGCGGACACUCUGGAGACGUCCUGUGGAAGCUCAAUCUGUCGUUCUGGACUCCGAGUCCUCGUCCGGCGUCAGUCCUCACGCAAAACGCAUUCUCAGUGUUCAUGCUUUGGGGACAGGGUCACAGCAACCAGACAAUGCAGUCAUCAUUCCUGCUCCAUCCUCGACACACACAACUGCUGCUUGAAAGAAGAAAUUCUGCACAGAACAUCGUCUCUUUUAAGGCAACGCUGUUGGAGCAAGGUCGCCACGCCUGUUACCUCGUUCUGACUGGACCGGACGGACGACAGCAUGCAGAGUUAGGCGAGACGGAGCCUGUGAUUCUGACCAAACGGAAGAUAAAGGAUGACGUGUCGGAGAGCGGCGUUCUGGGAGUAGCAGCCGAUGAACCGAUCUCUGACGACAUGGAGAAGUCCGUGAAGGAGGCCUUCCACAUGCUGCGCUUCAGUGAUGCACUUUACUGAGACACAAUGAACACUAAUCUUCAACCCAAAGGUCACACAGGCUAAAAGCCAGUUGCUGCAUGUAGAACUUGCACUCUUGAAAUCCGAAACAGAGUUUAUGUCUCGACCGUUUUAUUUAGAAUAUCUGUUCAUCUAGACUUGGACUAAGAAUAAAACCCAAGACACUAAACCAAAUCAUCAGGGCUUUUCCCCUGAUACUAUACAAGUGAAUGUAUUCAUUUAGAAGGGACACACACUUUUGGCUCAUGCUGCAUGACAAUCAUAAACUACCGUACUGUAAAGCAUCAGAUUUCUGCAUAAGGCAGAUGACUGUCAAGAGGUACGUUUAUAUUCGGAAGUAUCUGGGAUUUCAUAUAAAGGUGAAUCUCAUACAGAAAAGUCCAGGUCAUGAAAAAU